This is a messenger RNA of Patiria miniata (bat star), 1374 nucleotides long. RefSeq names its product elongation factor Ts, mitochondrial-like (gene tsfm). Gene Ontology annotation, biological process: mitochondrial translational elongation. The record is from RefSeq and is a predicted model, not a curated record. Gene Ontology annotation, cellular component: mitochondrial matrix. The transcript has 6 exons. Lineage: Eukaryota; Metazoa; Echinodermata; Asteroidea; Valvatida; Asterinidae. The coding region runs from base 157 to 1146 and encodes 329 amino acids. Gene Ontology annotation, molecular function: protein binding; translation elongation factor activity.
UUCGAGCGCACAGCUAACGACCACAUGGGGGCGCCCUUUCAAUCGCGUGGAUCGCUGAUCGCCCGGCAAAUUUUGGUCUUUUUAUUUCACAUAAAUUUCAGCCUUUAGAUUACUGAUUAGCUCAAUAUUUAGACCAAAAUUCUUGUGAUAGUCACAAUGUUACGACAAGGUUUUGCGUUACCACUUCUCCGACGAUACUUGUCCAGCACGGAGGCAGUUCUGUCAAGCUCCAAGAAAAACCUACAACAGCUCAGGAAAAAGACAGGCUUCAGCUUUGCAAACUGCCGCAAGGCGCUGGACAAAUUUGGCAAUGAUCUGAACCAGGCAGAGGCCUGGCUUCAAGAACAGGCCCAGAAGGAAGGUUGGAGUAAAGCCACCAAGCUGAAGGGACGCACCACGGCACAGGGAUUGAUAGGGGUCAUGCAGGAGGGCAACCAGGCCACUAUGGUCGAGGUCAACUGCGAGACGGACUUUGUGGCCAAGAACAGCGAGUUUCAGGGAUUCGUGGGUCAGGCGGCUGCCGCGGCACUGCGGCAGCUGGGCAACAGGCAAGAAGAGUUGAAGACCUUGACUGGUGUUGCCAAAGUUUGUUAUACCGGCGAUGAGAUGAAGGAGUUUAUCAUUGACGAUCAGAAGAGUCUGCAGGACCAAGCCGCGCUGACCAUCGGCAAAGUAGGGGAGAAUAUGUCACUCAACAGGGCUCUGUGUAUGGUGGCUGCCUCGGACCAUUUCAUAGGAUCAUAUGUGCACUCAGUUCAGCAACGGCAGCAGAAGUCCAAGUGCAUGGUGGGUAAAUAUGGCGCCCUCGUUGCCUUCAGGAGGACAGGGGACGCGUCGACCGACUUCCGCCCAGAUGACGUAGGACGGCGCCUGUGCCAGCAUAUCGUGGGGAUGAGUCCGCUGUGUGUGGGAGAGCAUGCUGAAGUGACUGAAGAAACCGAACUCACCGAGAACCAAGAACCAAAGCCGGACAGCCCAGCCGAGAGCGACGAGGCCGUCCAAUCAGAGACAGAGAUGCUAAAACAGGAGUACCUACUAGACCCGACCAUCACCGUCGGCGAUCUGGUCCGCCAAGAGAGCCUGGAAAUUAUUGACUUUGCGCGGUUCGAGUGCGGAGAGGCAACGACGGGGGACGCGCAAUCGUGAGACGAAAGACCGACAACAAACUCGACAUCAAACGUACAGUAGAACUUUGCUAUAAAGAACACAAUGCGGUCCACAAAAGCUUGUCUUUUUGCUUGUUCAAUUUGAGAGCCUAAAACGUGAGAGUCAAAUAUGUUGAAGUGGCGUUCUAAACCAACGUCUACUUAGUAUUCAAUGUGAUAUUCAAAGGUAGAAUAUCAUGAAAUAAACGAAAGUCAAACUGCGUAAUUG